This is a messenger RNA of Oncorhynchus mykiss (rainbow trout), 2809 nucleotides long. RefSeq names its product guanine deaminase. Gene Ontology annotation, biological process: guanine catabolic process. Gene Ontology annotation, cellular component: cytosol. Gene Ontology annotation, molecular function: guanine deaminase activity; zinc ion binding. The record is from RefSeq and is a predicted model, not a curated record. NCBI's taxonomy places the organism in Eukaryota, Metazoa, Chordata, Actinopteri, Salmoniformes, Salmonidae.
AAAAAUUGCUUACGGAGACUGGAGAGCGACACUAUGAUACGAAAAUGAUUAAUGCAUCAUUGCUCAUGCAUAAUAACCUAUUUUGAUAAGCCUGCUAAUAAGCUAAUAAUAACAAAAUGAAUGACAUAAGUUUCAUUAUUUUACAAUCAACAUAAUUUGAACAACUUCUUGCGAUGUAUGCUAAAUAGUUGUAGGUUAGAUGUUGAUUUGGGAGUGUAAUGUCUUAAUAGCCUCAUUGUACAGGGAUUUGUUUAUUGUAAGCAGACUACAUCUUGGCGAUCUGUCAACAAACGAACGAGGGGAUUCUGCCCCGGGUGAUUCGCGUUAGCGUUGAUUGCAUUCGUUUUGGAACCGCCUUGCCUCCCGGGUGUGAGCCAGGUGUCCCGUUUUGGACUGCGAAAUCGGCUCAAAACAAAAGUUCUGUGUGUAGGAUUUUGUGUUCACACGCAAAAUAGAUUGCUUAGGAUAACCACUUAAACUGCCUUCCCAAUGAAAACUAGUUUGAAAAUGCUAUUAUAUUUUAUGGAAAAUAUAUGUACGUUUAUGAAAGCUGCAUCAUGCUGCCUUGUUGACAAUAUUACCGAGUGGAGCAGAUUAGCCUAUACUGUUCGAUUUGAGGCUCCUCCCUCACCGCUUUUAUCCGUUUGUCACGGGCCAUAGCCCGGUGCACUUAAUCAUGUCCCUCAAUAUGUGGAGAGAAAAAAACGCUAUGACUGUCCAUGCGGGCGCACGCUUAUUGGCUAGUCCCACUGUGCCUACAGGUGGAGUCCCUCCUUGGUGCGCAGAAGACUGCCCACUAUCAUCGGCGAGUAUAAAGCUUAGACGCGAUUAAUUUUAUUAUCAAACUGCCCGAACCUGCUCUUUGCCAUUUAACAAAGAUGAGCUCCAACGAAUCCGCUGCGGGAAUUGCGCACGUCUACAGGGGAACAUUUGUGCACGCCACCUAUCACACAGCCGUGGAAAUUCUGGAGGAUGGGCUACUGGGAGUCGACACCGAGGGAAAGAUUGCUUUCAUUGGGAGUGGGAAGGAAGUGGACCGUCUGUCACAGAAGUGGGGUUUUGAGGCCUUUGCUGUUACACAGCUUGGACAGCAUGAGUUCUUCAUGCCAGGGAUGGUGGACACCCACAUCCACGCAUCUCAGUACAGCUAUGCAGGCACAGCCCUUGACAUGCCCCUGCUACAGUGGCUCAACAUGUACACCUUCCCAGUGGAGGCCUGCUACAAAGACCUGGAGUUCGCCCGCAACGUCUACACCCAUAUUGUGAAAAGAACCCUGAGAAAUGGUACGACUACGGCCUGCUACUUUGCCACCAUACACACCGAUGCUUCUCUCCUUUUGGGCCAAAUCGCAAACGAUUUUGGACAGCGUGCCCUUGUGGGUAAGGUGUGUAUGGACACAAACAACUUUUUCCCACAUUACAAAGAGACGCUAGACGAGUCCGAAGGGGAAACUAACAGGUUCAUUGGUGAGCUCUUGAAGAAGAAGUACCCCCUUGUGAGGCCAGUGGUGACCCCGCGCUUCGCCCCGUCCUGCUCCGCCACUUUGCUGGGCCACCUGGGAGAGAUCGCCCAGAACAACGACCUGCACAUCCAGAGUCACAUCAGUGAGACGAAGGAGGAGGUGAAUCUGGUGAAGGAGCUGUUCCCAGACUACGACUCCUACACAGAUGUCUACCACAGACACAACCUUCUCACAGACAAGACGGUGAUGGCUCAUGGUUGUCACCUGACCGAUGGAGAGCUGAAGCUGUUCAGGGAGACCGGGGCGUCCAUCGCUCACUGUCCCAAUUCCAACAUCUCGUUGUGCAGUGGUAUGCUAGAUGUCCGCAGGGUUCUGAACCACAAAGUAAAGCUAGGGCUUGGCACAGAUGUGGCAGGAGGAUACUCUCCUUCUAUGUUGGAUGCUGUGCGGAGAACACUGGACACCUCUAAAGCCUUGACCAUCCAGGACACCCAGUACCACACGCUCACCUUCGAGGAGGUCUUCAGACUGGCCACACUGGGAGGCAGCCAAGCCCUGUCCCUGGAUGAGAAUACAGGAAACUUUGAGGUGGGGAAAGACUUUGAUGCUCUGCGGGUGAACACGGAUGCGGCAGGAGGACCCAUUGACCUCAUCAAUCACGGGGAGGGGCCUAAGGUGCUCCUGGAGAAAUUCUUGAAUUUGGGGGAUGAUCGUAAUAUUGUGGAGGUGUACGUGGCAGGGAAGCGAGUGGUCCCAUUCGUAGAGAGACCAUAGAUUUGGGAUUUGUUGUUGGCUUGUUGUCAUCUGUCCCAGUCAGAACCCUCUGCCAGUCUACCUGACUGCUUUUGUAACAGGAUACGAGGUGAUUGGAAAAUGUGUUCAACUGGAGGGAUUAUUACGAUGCGUGUUCAGUCAUCUUAUGUACUUACAUACAGUACAAGCCAAUAGAUGGUAUUGCUGUUAAGUGAUACUUGCAAGACCAUUGUGCAGGUUAUGGUUUUCUUUUAAGUUGUUACAUUGUUUCCCAUGCACCUGGGUCUUUUUUUACAUUUCUAAGUCAAGGGAAAUGUGUGUGUGUUUCUGAAUGCAUUUGUAGCUUUGUAUGUGUCCAGCUUAAAUUCUUCUUAAACGUAAAACCCACAAUGUAGCUUUAGGAGACAUUCUAAUAUAUUGAGUCUAAUAAAUGUAUAAUGUAUCCUUGUUGAUUAUGAUCAUUGACUGUAUUUAAAUCUUUAUUUUAUGUACUUGGUUUUACCCUAUGUUAUUGUGUCACUGCUGUUCUGUGCUACAGUGCUGAGUUCUGUAACAAAAGCUACAAACUAAAAAGGGAAAAGAUUUUAGAAAUA